Molecule: messenger RNA, 345 nt
Organism: Colletotrichum gloeosporioides
Lineage: Eukaryota; Fungi; Ascomycota; Sordariomycetes; Glomerellales; Glomerellaceae
Exons: 2
Coding region: 1-345 (114 amino acids)
Cellular component (GO): NatC complex
Source: RefSeq, a predicted model, not a curated record
AUGGACAAAGAGGAGGCAAGAGACUUCUUGACCUCGCUUCUCAACAAGAACUUGCGCAUCUUGGCCACUGAUGGUCGCAUGUUCCUGGGGAUUUUCAAAUGCACCGACCCUGACCGAAAUGUCGUGUUAGCCCAUACAUACGAGUAUCGCCAACCGUCAGCGCAACAACGGGUGGAGGCAGCGAAGAAUGCCGCCGCAGGCACCGGGUCGGUUUCGAUGGAUAUGACUUCCCGUUACCUGGGUUUGGUUGUAGUACCUGGCCAAUACAUUGCAAAGAUCGAGGUGGAGGAGUUUUCUAGCCAACUACGAGGACACAACCCAUAUGCCGACGCAGCAGUUGUCUAG